Messenger RNA from Penicillium lagena, 894 nucleotides. RefSeq lists its product as uncharacterized. Lineage: Eukaryota; Fungi; Ascomycota; Eurotiomycetes; Eurotiales; Aspergillaceae. Bases 1 to 894 code for a protein of 297 amino acids. The transcript has 2 exons. The record is from RefSeq and is a predicted model, not a curated record.
AUGGGAUCAACAGCAACGCCGCCUCUACCCCUGACAACCACAUUUACUCCUCCACGGGGAUGCCUCCAUGAUCUCUGGGCUGCCAUGAGCGGCGGCUCAACUUGGAUGAAUCUGGGACCUAUCAACACCGCCGAAUGUCUACCGUCAGGCUGGGCUCCGGCCUCCUAUUUCUCGCCUGGAGUUUGCCCGAGUGGAUAUGCCAUUGCCAGUAAAUCAACCGCAGGGAGUGGGACGGCGACGCAGACGAUCGCAACAUGCUGCCCAGUUGUGUCAGGAAGCACGUAUUCAUUGCGAACGACGAGUGCGCAAGUGCCUGCAUUGCAAACCAAUGAGGUCUGUGAGUGGACACUACCAUCGUACAUCCAGACCACAUACAACUACACCUGGACAGAUGGGCGAGGCUCGACAUCCUCGGCUCUGGGCACUAUGGGAGGCAAUGGAAUCUUCAAUGCAUACGGUAUCGAAAUCCGGUGGCAGUCGACUGACACCGGUUCAGUGCCGGCCUCGGCAACCGUAACAACCACACCGACCAGCACAGAUACACCGUACAGUGUCACCAACGAGGGCUUGUCAACAGGUGCCAAAGCAGGCAUCGGAGUUGGUGUUGCGGUCGGUGUGAUUUUGGUCAUUGCCCUUACCUUUGGAUUUUUUCUAUUCCGGCGACGACAGCGCCAGACACAGACUCUUGAUUCUUCGCCAGAUGUCGGUGGACUGGCUGUGCGAGCUGCUAACCAGGCACCCGUCGAACUGUCCGCGGCAAGGGAUAAUAAGUCGUUCGUUUAUGUGAAGCCAGAACUGGCUUCAACCUCACUGCUAGAAAUGGCGAGCAGCCCCGAGGCAUCUCAUUCUCCGUCGCCUGAAGCGGCCGAACUAGAUGGGAAAAUUGUCAGGUGA